Messenger RNA from Sceloporus undulatus (fence lizard), 2840 nucleotides. It is a transcript of the gene TMEM25, whose product is annotated as transmembrane protein 25. Gene Ontology annotation, biological process: negative regulation of excitatory postsynaptic potential. NCBI's taxonomy places the organism in Eukaryota, Metazoa, Chordata, Lepidosauria, Squamata, Phrynosomatidae. The transcript is spliced from 6 exons. The record is from RefSeq and is a predicted model, not a curated record. The coding region runs from base 642 to 1928 and encodes 428 amino acids.
GGAGGGGGAGCCAGUGAAGGGAUGCCAACACAAGAGAGAUAUUGUCACAGCAGUGGGUGGAAGUGAUAAUGCGUGCAGCUGAAUGCUGGACAGAAAUUAAAGGACGGAGGUGAGAAAGUGGAAGCUUCAGCGGGGAAGGAGGCCCCAGGUGAUGAGGAGGAGGAGGGCGUCAGGUGGGAAGGGGCUCCCCUGGACCCCCGUCUCCCCCCGCCAUGGGGCUCCUUUGGGUCCAGAGGGCCCUCUCCUCAGAACCAGGCCUUCCGCCUUCUUCUCGGCGCCUUUGGCCCCCUCCCUCCCUCGCUCCCUCGGGACACAGCGAAGAGGGGCCCCGCCCGGCGCAGAUCCCCCUGGGUUCCGCAGCAGAGGUCCGGCCAAAGAGGUCCUCCUCCGAGGCUCCCCGCCUGGACUCUUGGCCCCGGGAGCCCCGACGGAAGGAAAGGGCACCUGAGCCAGGUCCCUGACCCCUCUGCCUCCGCCCUGCGGCUCCUCCUCCUCCUCGGUCGGGCUGCGGCCGCUGCGGGCAGCCGAGGGCGGGGGACGGACGCCGGGCCCGCAUCGCCGCCUGCUCCUGCUGCUCUGUCGGUCUCCCCGGGGGCUGCGGCAAGGUCCCUGCUGCUGCCGCCGGCGGAGAAAGGCGCGCGAUGGCCCCGGGGUGGGACCCCGCUCCUGCCGCUCCGCCUGGCCUCCUUCUGGCGCUGCUGCUGCUGCCUCGGUUGUUGGGGGCUGCCCCAGGUGAGGAGGAGGCCGGGCGGGGCCGGCGGGUUUCUCCGACCGGCGGGGAAUUGAGCCGCUCUCUCUCUCUCUCUCUCUGCCUCCGCUCCGACGCAGGAGCCCCGCCGCAGCCCCCCGCCGCAGCCCCCGAGGGCCCGGCCAUCUCCUGCGUGGCGCCGGCGCCCUCCUUGGCUUGGUUCCUGGACGGAGAAGACGGAGGAGGAGGAAGGCGGCUGCGCCUGGCGCUGAGGCCCGGGCGCCUGGAGCGGACUCUGCACAACUGCUCCGCCGCCGCCGCCUCCGACCCAGAGGCCUCCGAUGAAGCCGCCGCCGCCGCCGAGGCCUCGGUCCUGCUGGAGGUCCACUUUCAGCCGGAGCUUCUCCAAACAGAGGCCCCGCGCGAGGAAGAGCAGGAGGAGGGCGGCGGCUCGGGGGCGCUGGCGCUGGCGCUGCUGGUGCUGGUGGAGGCCCACCCGGCGGCCCGGAUCACCUGGACGGACCCUGAGGGCAGGCCCCUGCUGCUGGGCAACGCCGCCCCUACCUCCGCCUCCCGCUUCCUCCUCCUCGACGCCAAGACCUACCCUUGGCCCCCCGAACAAGCCCUCCGCCUCCAACUCCAGCUCUCCCUCCGGGGCCACCAGGCCCACGCCCCCAACACCUCCCUCCCGCUCUCAGGUCUGCUGGCCACCCGUGUGGAGCUGCCCCUGGUGGUGCUGGUGCUGGGGUGCGCCGGGGCCCUGGGGGCCUUCCUCUGCCUGGGCUCCCUGCUUGGCUGCCUGCUCUGCCAGAGGAGGAGGAGGGCCAAGGAGGCCAAGGCCGCUGCCGCAGGACCCCCCUUCCUGGUGCCACUGCCUCCCAGGGACCCCAGCCGUCUGAAGCCUCAGAUGCCAAGGGCAAACACCUCCUUGCCAGCCGACCUGCUGCUCAACAGUUUCAGCGCUGAGGCAACAGGCCAGGAGAAGGCAGCAGGCAAUGCGCCAGUGGAGGAGGAAGAGGAGAGGGCCCUCUCAGAGCCAGAGAACCACCUGGUCCUUGUAGAGCGAGGUCGGCGCAUGGGGGGCCAUGGGAAUGGGGGAUCCCCACCAUCACCAUCACUGCCACCACCUUUGCACUUCCUUGGGGCUUGGCAAGUUGGAAAAGCCAGGCUGGGUCAGGAAAAGCAGGCCAAAUGGGGACUCAUUUGGGGCCUUCUUACAGGAGGGCAUCUGCAGAACUGAAUGCUGCCAGAAUGCAGGGUCAGAGAAGGAAAUUGGUUUGGCCAUAUGGAGUUGAGAUGUCUUUAAAAGUAGGGACUGAUGCACUCCUGAGAAGUCCUGAAGCUUGUCAUGCAGAGGAAGGACUAAGCCUCUGGAUGCCAGGCUCUUGAGGCCUCUCUGUGGGAGAAGGGCUUUUGGACAGGAGUGCCACAUCCAGCUUGUGGGAAUGGGACAGAACUGGCCUGACCUGCCAUGGGGACCCCAGGGCUUGCGGUGGCUUUGUGUUGACACACAUGCUCUUUCCCACGCUUGACAGGUCUUGGUCACUUCCCGAUGGUCGGAUAUAUCUACCAGGCUUCCAGUAUGAGUAGCGACGAGAUCUGGCUGUGACACCUGUCCCUGCUAGUGGGUGCAAAGACCUUAGAAGGGGCCUGCAGGAACAGACAGCGAUGGGACACCUGCCCUCAUUUCUCUGGAGCAAAAUACUGCACAAGGCAGCGGAGCAGCUACCGGUGGCUCCAGGAAGCCUGGUCUGGGAUGUAGGGCUCCUGUGCAAGAGGAGCUGAGGAAUGCCCCCCCCCCCUCUGUCCAGCACUGCUGAAUGCUGCAAGAGCCACACCACCAGCACCACACACACACACUCUUUCGUGGCCCUGCUUCUCCCCUCAGCAUGGCCAUUCUUUCCGCUCCAGGGAGGCUCUAUCUGCAUGCAGAUCCUUACUCUUCCUUCCCACCCACAGGCCUGCUCUGUACUGCUGCCCAUCUGAAGCAUGUUGGCUUUGCUGCUUCUGCGCUUUUGCACAUUAAGGGCUGAGUCCAAGGGCUGUCCCUUUGCUUAUAUACACAUCCUGGACUGCUGUGGGAGAGGCUAGGUACCCCCUUCAUACAGGGCCAGUAGUGAGAACCAAGUUUGAAAUAAAGUGUCUAAUACUG